Messenger RNA from Bemisia tabaci, 1612 nucleotides. RefSeq names its product c-Myc-binding protein. Gene Ontology annotation, molecular function: transcription coactivator activity. Gene Ontology annotation, cellular component: nucleus. NCBI's taxonomy places the organism in Eukaryota, Metazoa, Arthropoda, Insecta, Hemiptera, Aleyrodidae. Gene Ontology annotation, biological process: regulation of DNA-templated transcription. The record is from RefSeq and is a predicted model, not a curated record.
UGUUUCCGGUCCCCGUGGUUUUAUCUCUUAUCAACACUGUGCCCUCACACACGUGUUAAUUGUUAUAAUCGUCGAAUUUGAGUGUUUUCGUAGUUUUUCUCCCGGAACACUUAGUCGUCCUCAUCACCAUUGCAUAUCUAUACUAAGUGAGGAAUUCAGAAAUUAAUCAAGUGCUGAAAACCAUUAUUUUGGGCAGGCUAAGAUAAGUUGACGCAUACCCUCCUAUACAAAAACAGUCAUGACUUCUUCUUUCAGGCCUGUUGACUCCAAGCGGGAGGAGUUCCGCAAGUAUGUUGAACGCAAUGGAAUCAUGGGAGCUCUAACCAGAGCCCUAACAAUGCUUUAUGAAGAACAAGACAAACCAGAAUGUGGUUUAGAAUAUAUUCGCAAUAUUUUGAAUGAGGUGCCUCAUGCAGAUGAGUUGCAGCCUUUACGGAAUGAAGUAGAUCACCUGAAGCACAAACUUAUUUUGAUUGAGUCGCAAAGAGACAGGCUUCUUGAUCGGCUGUUGAAGUAUGAGCCUGAUGCUGCCAGUAUCAUUCAUAAUAGUUCGAAAAGCAAAAGUGAAAAGUAAUGAAAGAACUCAACUCAGCAAUUCUUAAUUCUGUACAUUCCAAUCUCAUGCAAGCUAAUUUCCUAUUUUUUCAGAAUUUUCUUUUUUUAAGUGGUGAAAUGACUCAUCAAAGUAAUAACAUUUUUCUACUUCAGAUUUGUCUGUUUCACCCCGUGGAAAAUAAUUUCCCUCUACAUGUUCAAAGAAAAAGUUCCUUUUAUUUUUAAUUGUGUCUCUGAAGAGUUCCUUUAUGUUUUAAGUUGAUAAAGAAUUAAUUUACUUUUUUAUGUCUUCAUAGAGUUACUUUUCUUUAUGAUUUUAAAGCGUUUCUUUCUUUGAAUCAACUAAUUAUUUUAGUUUCCCAAUCAUAGAUUUAUUUUUUUCUUUAUUGUUUCCGUUAUGAUGAUUUUCAUAAUGUUACUAUUUUUCUUUUCUCCACUUGUAAUAACUUUUAUCAUGCACAUGCAAACAAGUUCAAACUGACUUGCCUCUUAAAUAAGAAUUUGAAACAUUGUUCUUAAAUUGUAAGAAAAAUUGCAAGCAAAAUUAUUAGAAAGAUUCCUAUAAAACGGCAGGAGGAAAAGUCUUCUACAAUGGAUUAAAAUUUCUAAAGAAAUUAUGUCUAGCUCUUUCGUUAAUGUCUUAGUGCAUUUUGUUUGUACCCUGUUUUUUAUUCAAUUUCUUGUAGGUAUCAAAUCUUAUUUCUAAUCAUCUCCUCUAGAAGCAGGGUAAAUAUUGUUAGGUAUAGUUUUUGUCUUUGUACUAGGGUUCUUCAAAGUAUAGUGACUUACUUUUUGCAGCCCUAUAAUCUGCUCUUAACUUUAGAUAUUUUAAAUUGUUAUCUCUCUUCAAACCUGUAAUUUUAAAGUCUGAGAAACACCAAUAAAAAAGAUGUCUAUAAAAAAUUACUUGGUAAUGAUGUAAAAUAAAGAUAAUUAUUCUGAGCAGAAAAUAACUCUGUUAGAAAAUAAUAUUUUGGUAUGCACUUUUUAUCUAAAUACCUACUUGUGUUCCAUCAGAUGUGCCUUUAUUAUUUUGAAUAAAAUUUUGAUCUAUUAA